Rattus norvegicus (Norway rat) is the source of this 1596-nucleotide messenger RNA. RefSeq names its product arginine vasopressin receptor 1A (gene Avpr1a). Gene Ontology annotation, molecular function: G protein-coupled receptor activity; vasopressin receptor activity. NCBI's taxonomy places the organism in Eukaryota, Metazoa, Chordata, Mammalia, Rodentia, Muridae. Gene Ontology annotation, cellular component: membrane; endocytic vesicle; endosome. Gene Ontology annotation, biological process: regulation of blood pressure; positive regulation of glutamate secretion; intracellular pH reduction. The record is from RefSeq and is marked reviewed.
AAUCUAAGACUGCGCUGGGAGCUCAGAGAGUGGGCCCCCCUGCCUCAGGACCAGACAGAAGUAGGGACAUGUUUGAAUAUCCCAUUUAAAACCACUCUGCACGCACCGGAUUGCGCAGCCUAGAGACGGAGGGAGGGAAGGAAGGACAGAGCGCAGAGCUUAGAACUCGGAUCCUCCGGUCCUCGGUGGAGAGGAGGAAGCAGCCCACGGGGCAGGGCCUCCCAGGCUCUGUACGGACAGCAUGAGUUUCCCGCGAGGCUCCCAGGAUCGGUCCGUGGGCAACUCCAGCCCGUGGUGGCCUCUAACCACCGAGGGCUCCAACGGCAGUCAGGAGGCAGCCAGGCUUGGGGAAGGUGACAGCCCGCUGGGGGACGUACGCAAUGAGGAGCUGGCCAAACUGGAAAUCGCUGUGCUGGCAGUGAUUUUUGUGGUGGCUGUGCUGGGCAAUAGCAGUGUGCUGCUGGCGCUGCAUCGCACGCCACGCAAGACAUCCCGCAUGCACCUCUUUAUCCGACACCUCAGCCUGGCAGACCUGGCGGUCGCCUUCUUCCAAGUAUUACCGCAGCUAUGCUGGGACAUCACCUACCGCUUCCGCGGGCCGGACUGGCUGUGCCGCGUGGUGAAGCACCUGCAGGUGUUUGCCAUGUUCGCGUCUGCCUAUAUGCUGGUGGUGAUGACAGCCGACCGCUACAUCGCCGUGUGCCACCCGCUCAAGACCCUGCAGCAGCCGGCGCGCCGCUCGCGCCUCAUGAUCGCCACCUCUUGGGUGCUGAGUUUCAUACUAAGCACGCCACAGUACUUUAUAUUCUCUGUGAUCGAAAUCGAGGUGAACAAUGGCACUAAAACCCAAGACUGCUGGGCUACCUUCAUCCAGCCCUGGGGUACCCGCGCCUACGUGACCUGGAUGACCAGCGGUGUCUUCGUGGCACCUGUGGUCGUCUUGGGUACAUGCUAUGGCUUCAUCUGCUACCACAUCUGGCGCAACAUCCGCGGAAAGACAGCGUCCUCGCGACACAGCAAGGGUGACAAGGGCUCUGGGGAGGCCGUGGGUCCCUUUCAUAAGGGGCUUUUGGUUACACCUUGUGUCAGCAGCGUGAAGAGCAUUUCCCGCGCCAAGAUCCGCACUGUGAAGAUGACCUUUGUGAUUGUAAGCGCCUACAUCCUUUGCUGGGCGCCUUUCUUCAUUGUCCAGAUGUGGUCAGUCUGGGAUGAGAAUUUCAUCUGGACCGAUUCAGAAAACCCUUCCAUCACAAUCACGGCGUUGCUGGCUUCCUUGAACAGCUGCUGCAACCCGUGGAUAUACAUGUUUUUCAGUGGCCAUCUCCUGCAAGACUGCGUCCAAAGUUUCCCAUGCUGCCACAGCAUGGCGCAGAAAUUCGCCAAGGAUGACUCCGAUAGCAUGAGCCGAAGACAGACUUCUUAUUCUAACAACCGGAGCCCAACGAACAGCACUGGGAUGUGGAAGGACUCGCCCAAAUCUUCCAAAUCCAUCAGAUUCAUUCCUGUCUCCACUUGAGCCCCACGUUCACGCAGCCCGACUCUUGGGAGGGACUUUUGUGUCCAGCUAGAGAUCGUAAGAGCAGAUGUGUUUAUGUG